This is a messenger RNA of Pungitius pungitius (ninespine stickleback), 795 nucleotides long. RefSeq names its product serine/threonine-protein kinase pim-3-like. Gene Ontology annotation, molecular function: protein serine/threonine kinase activity; ATP binding. The record is from RefSeq and is a predicted model, not a curated record. Bases 1 to 795 code for a protein of 264 amino acids. NCBI's taxonomy places the organism in Eukaryota, Metazoa, Chordata, Actinopteri, Perciformes, Gasterosteidae. The transcript is spliced from 7 exons. Gene Ontology annotation, biological process: negative regulation of apoptotic process; regulation of mitotic cell cycle; protein autophosphorylation. Gene Ontology annotation, cellular component: cytoplasm.
AUGGAAGAGUUUGAAGCCAAAUAUAAGGAACUGGAUCACAUUGAUCACGGACGAUUUGGAACUGUGUUUGCCGGCUACCGCAGAGCCGAUCACCGACCCGUUGCCAUUAAACACAUCUUAAAUGAAGACGUCUGGUUAACACAUAAGGACACCAAUGGGAACACAAUCUCCAUAGAGGUCGCCAUCUUGUUGAAGCUGUCGGCCGAGUCAGAGGGGACAUCGCCAUCCCUGCUGGACUGGUACCAGUUGGAGAGGGAGCUGGUGCUGGUGAUGGAGAGGCCGAUCUACGCUAAGAGUUUCAGGAGCUACCUCAGAGCGGAAGGACUCUCCAUGACGGAAGAAGAGGUCAAGAUCAUACUCAGGCAGCUGGUGGAUGUGGCACUCAAUCUAAAGAGCAACGGCAUUUUCCACCGUGACAUAAAGACAGACAACAUGCUGAUUGAGACGUGCUCUAUUGUCCCUCGGGUUCUCCUCAUCGACUUUGGGAUGAGCUGCUACGACGAGGGGAGCCAGAGACACUCUGAGUAUUUCGGGAGUGUGCCCCCCCCGGAGGUUUACGGUGAAUGUGGGUACACAGCAGAACCCACCACAGUGUUUCAGAUCGGAACGGUGCUGUUUGAUGCCCUCCACGAGGAGAAGAACGUGUUCAACACGCCCAAGUUCUUUAUGGGUGGUCAGUCUCUCCCCAAAGAGAUGUCCACAGACUGCUACGACUUCCUCAAGAAGUGCCUCAGAAAGUAUCCCGCCACCCGUCCAACGCUGGAGCAGCUCAGAAAUCACCAGUGGCUCAGAUAA